Messenger RNA from Sander lucioperca (pikeperch), 1523 nucleotides. RefSeq names its product Jun dimerization protein 2a (gene jdp2a). Gene Ontology annotation, cellular component: nucleus. The transcript is spliced from 4 exons. Lineage: Eukaryota; Metazoa; Chordata; Actinopteri; Perciformes; Percidae. Bases 179 to 775 code for a protein of 198 amino acids. The record is from RefSeq and is a predicted model, not a curated record. Gene Ontology annotation, biological process: regulation of transcription by RNA polymerase II. Gene Ontology annotation, molecular function: DNA-binding transcription factor activity, RNA polymerase II-specific; RNA polymerase II cis-regulatory region sequence-specific DNA binding.
CAUAUUCUGUCGUUGCAGUAUGCAACCUCAGUGUUUCUUUAUGGGAGGAGCGGUGCGACUUCCCCACUUCUGCUCCCACUAUGUACUUUUUUACAUCCCUGCUUACGUUUGGCUGGCAUAGCCUAAUUUCCGCAUUCCCAAAUCCUCCCAGAUUGGGAUCACGUUUUAAAUCGGUCUGAUGCAACGAUUUCCACUUUUUAAAAUCUACUCUCGACCCUCGGCUGACCAGAAGAAAGGACAUUUGUUGCACCUGGGAUCAAAGUCAGCUGUGGUCACGACCGAGUCUGACGCGAUGCCAGGACAAAUCCCAGAUCCCUCUGUGACAGCAGGCUCCCUGCCCAGCCUGGGCCCACUGGCUGGGAUCUCAGCCACCACACUGACUGACAAGCUCAAAUUUGGGGACUUCCAGGAGUUUGGUACAAUGCUGUCACCUCUGCACUUCCUGGACAGUCUGGGGAAGAGGCCCCUAGUGAUCAAAGCAGAGAGAGAUGAAGAGGACGACAGGAGGAAACGAAGGCGAGAGAAAAACAAAGUGGCUGCAGCUCGAUGUCGAAACAAAAAGAAAGAGAGAACAGAUUAUCUACAAAAGGAAUCCGAGAGACUAGAGAUGUUAAACUCUGACCUUAAAACCCAGAUUGAGGAGCUGAAGCUGGAACGACAGCAACUGAUCCUCAUGCUUAACCGACACCGCCCCACCUGUAUUGUCAGGACGGACAGCAUCAAAACCCCGGAGAGCGAGGCCAACCCCCUGCUGCAGCAACUGGAGGCCAAGUGAAGGUGCAACAACUUUCUACAGUUUACAGUUGAGAAGAAACAGCCAACUAGCAGCACUUAGCUUUAGGUCUCAGCCACAGAUGAGAUCCAUCCGAGUCCUCCCACCUUAUCUCACAGAGCGUUACGCCAUAAACUGUGGAUGUGAUUACAUCGGACACUGCUUUGGCGGUUAAAUCAAACUUCUUCUUGUUUGUCUCUCUUUCUUUCCCAUGUAUUUGUAGUUGUGGUCAUCAGACUCCAGCCACUAUCAGUAUGAAGUUAAACAGAAAACCCAACACAGCUAUUGGCACAUUACUUUACAUAAAGUUUGUUGUUUUAUGGUGGAUUUGUACUAUAUUCCUCCUUAGCUUUAGCCAUCGCUUCAUUUCCAGCAGCUAAAAAUUAAUUUUUCCGCUAUCGAAAACAUCAGUGUUUAAUAUCAGCUCAGUCAUUCCAGUCAUUAAUUUGGUGAUUUAGAAAUUAACAACUUUUAUUUGCUGAUUUCUUCUGAUAUUAGGAAUUUGAAAUGAAAUGCAUCUAGAAGAGGGCAAAUAGGUAGGCUUAUUAGACACAUUUAGUUUGAUUUGCUUUCUUAAGCAAGUACUUACACCCGCAGCCAGUCAGAAGCCUUUUUACUAUAAUAACCUUCAUGAGUCAUGAUCAUUUUUGUUUUUUUAUACAUUUGGUGGCAGAGCGGUUGAUGCUCUUUCUUAUUCCUAUGUUUUGGCGCAGGCGUCAUGUAUGCACAUAUAUUAUAUAUAUGGACUUUU